AUGACCACACCUGGAGCUGCACCUUAUGUCAAAACACAAUCUGAGGACCUGUGGAAUGAGGCUCUUAAACAAGUCCAGUUCACAAAUACUUCAGCACUCGUCGCUGCGGGCUUAGAAAGGCGACAAAUCUUGGUAGAAAUCUUGGAUUUGGUGCAAAAGCAGGAACUCAAGGCUCAAGAAAGGAAAUGGAAGUGGAAAAAGAAAAAUGGUCAAGUGAUCAUUAUUCGCGAUAUCUUUGUUAAGCUUGCAAUUUGGAUUGAAAAGUUCAAGUCUAUUGGGGAUGUUGUUGUGCAAUAUGAUCCAAUCCACGCGAGUUUACCAUGGGCUGCUGUCAGGUUUUUAUUGCAGGCUGCUAUUAGCGAUAUCAACUCAAAUGGUGCUAUCCUUGAAGGCAUGGAGAUUGUUGUCAAUCUUCUAGCACGGUAUGAGAUCGUGGAGUAUCUCCACCUACAAAAAAUAUCGCGCGCGAAGGCUCUUCUGGCCGAUGCGAUUGUUAAGCUAUAUACUGCCAUUUUGGACUACCUUUUCCAAGCGCAUGCAUACUUCGAGCCUCAUAUUCUGAAGAAAAUUGCGCAUAGCUUCUUUCGUCCAGAAGAAUCAACACAUAAAUUCAUAUCGAGCAUCAAGCAAAAUGAACUGGAAGUUGAGAAAUAUACGCGCCUCGUCUCUGAUGAAUCCCUUGGUAAGAUUGACAGAAACAUGAAUGCUCUCACACAAUCUAUGGAUGUAUGCCAUACAUCAAUACAAAGCCUUCAGCAAGGGAUUUCAUCAACGAAGCUACUGGGAAGUGACUUGAGACAACGUCUUGGACAAUUGCACAAUCUCACACAGACCAUUCAACAAGAUAUGUCAUCUGCAGAACUCAAGUGGAACAAAAUCGAACACCAUUUGGUCAAAGCCUUGAACGAUCUCAAGGAUCCCGUGCAGCGCAUUGCUGAAGAUAUAUCUAGUGUAAAAGAUAAUCUAAAGGAAAAGGAGCGAGUAAAGGUUUUUGAGUGGCUUACAACGAUACCAAGCUCUAGCCACCACAGGGAAAAAUCGCGGAGCUUAUUAUCUGGUUCUUGCAAUUGGCUGUUGAGAAAGAAGGAAUUCAAGGAAUGGAUGGAGGCUAGUACAUCUUCCAUCUUGUGGCUCCAUGGAAUCCCCGGCAGUGGGAAGAGCAUGCUUGUAUGCCAUGUUAUCGAAUAUCUCCAAAGUCGAGCCCAACAGCAUCAAAGCUCUGCACCUAUUGCAUACUUCUAUUGUGUUCGAACUGUUAAUGAACCUGAAAGGGCUAAUCCAACAGAAAUACUAAGAAACAUACUAGAGCAGUUGUGCUCAUUAGAUGCGGAGACCCCAAUAAGGGAACCUGUGUCAAAACAAUAUCUUGCUCGGAAGAAGGAAGCCCGAGGACGAAAACCGGAGAGGCUCAGUCUCGAAGAAACGGUUAAUAUUAUUCUAGAAUUGUUAGAAUCCAAUCCUGCAACCAUAGUCAUUGAUGGACUUGACGAAUGCGAUCCUAUUAAAAGAAAUGAUUUGCUUCUCGGCCUGCAAAAGAUCAUCACGAAGUCAAACAAUAUCGUCAAAGUUUUUGUCAGUAGCAGAGAUGACCAUGACCUCGUUCACCAUCUAGCUCGUUCCCCGAACCUAUACAUUCAUGCGACUGACAAUACUGGGGACAUCAUAUUGUUCAUCAAAUCGCGCAUUAAGGAGGCAAUUCGACAAGAUAAGCUUCUCUGCGGGCGUGUCUCAAGUCGCUUGGAGAACAUCAUCAUUGGCAAGUUGAUAAAGAAAGCUAAUGGCAUGUUUCGACUAGCAAGCAUGCACAUUGACAGCCUUUGUGAUCCAUAUCGGGUUAAAACGGAAGCCAACGUGCAUCACGCACUCGACCACCUACCGCAAGAAUUGGGAAAGUCAUAUGAUGUGGUGAUAUCGCAGAUCGUCCAAGCCGAAUAUCCUAAUCCACUGUUAGCGUCACGUGCAUUGAAAUGGCUUCUUUGCUCCCGCGAAGCUCUGAACUCUAAAACCCUCCCGCAAGCCAUUUUUGUGAAUAACGCAGGCCACCCACUAUUAUCAAAUGACGAAAUCUUAAGCAUCUGCUUCAACUUAGUAGUUUAUAAUGAAGAGACGGAUAAGUUUCAGUUUGCUCAUUUAUCGGUGCGGGAAUACCUUGAGUCCCAGCCUGGAUACUCAGCUGAAGAUACAAAUCUGAUGGCCGCGGAAGCAUGUUUAACUUGUAUCAUGUCAGAAUCACAAGAACGCCCUACGUUUAGGAACCACGCAGUAGGUUUUUGGGGUAAUUAUGCGAAAUCGGCUCCCAGUGCAAGACGUGAGGGUGCUUUAGGAGAGUUACUCGUAGACUUUCUAGUUUCUCCUUUUGAAUCAAGGAUUGAGCUCGCUACGACUAGGCUUGCUUCUUACCUGCGGAGAUAUGAAGCUUACUUGCGCCCCGACUGGAUCAAGGAUGAAAAUGAAGAAAUGUUCAUUUGGACUAUAUUUCUGGCCUGUAAGUAUGAUCUCAAUGAGAUUGUUAGUCGACUUAUUCCUCGUGCCGAUUGCGAAUAUAUUUGCACUGGGAAAAGCUCGAUGGGUCUCAAUUGUGUCCAAAUCUCAGCAUAUUUUGAUAGCCCGACGACUAUCAAUCUACUACACGAUAUAACAAAGUCUCUACUGCCAAAAAGUCUCAACUAUGAUUUGUAUUGGAAUUCUGCGUAUUAUAUUGCAUCACACAAAGGGAGCAGGCGGGCAGCCCAGGUAAUAUCAGAGAUCCGAACGAAGCAAAAGAAGUUGUGCACGCAGCCUAGAAAGUACUGUGUCAAGCCCAUCUUCAAUCACUGGGUCAACGCAAGUUUACUCGCCUCCCAAUGCUCCCCUGAGACUGAAUCCCGAGAAGUGAUGCCACCCACGGCGCUGCUUCAGAAAAACGACGCCGACAUAGCAUCAACGCUUUUCAAAUCCUUCGAUGAGUGCAUCGGAUUAUGUGAUGAAUGCACCUUUUCGAUUCUGACGCCCCUCGAUAUGGUGAGCUUGAAUAUUGCGAACGCUUUUCUCCAUUUCAACGCUGUCGAAAACGAUACACUGUCUGCAAAACAAAGAAAGGUUGCUGCCAUGGCUAAGAUCAUUUCGGAUGUAAUAAAUAUUCGCAGAAAAAGUAUGUUUGAAGCUAGUGAAGUCUCUUGGGUGACAUCGAUUUUAGCAUUCACAUUGAUUUUCGAUUAUCAAAUUGAUUGGGAAAUCUUCAAACAUCAUUUAGGGGAGGCAUUUUUAUAUAUGUCCUUACACGAAAAGCAGUCGCCCUAUUAUUAUGGCACUUGGUACGGUAACUUUUGUGAUUUAUUAGACAAAGCGGUACGAAUUAGAGACGUCUUAGAUGAACAGAAUGCCAUCAAUUGGGACGCCCUCCUUCUGGCGCGACGCCUAGAUAACGGCCGAGACGUUCUUCUCGCAUUGCUUAGAGCGCGCACGAAAAUAGCCCCAAACAUAAUCAACCUUGCAUUGUCCACCUGGGAUGGAGAAAUGAUAGAGGCGUUUUUAAAGUACAAUUCGGUUAAGAUUGACAAUGAAGUGAUUCGGUUCGUGGCGGGUAAUAUAAAGCAUGGCAAGAAGAUAAUGGAGAUGUUAUUGGCUCGAGAAAUGGAAACAGAAAUGUCGGAAACUGCGCUCGAAACUACGCUUGAAAGCGCGCAGUAG
Botrytis deweyae is the source of this 3669-nucleotide messenger RNA. RefSeq lists its product as uncharacterized. NCBI's taxonomy places the organism in Eukaryota, Fungi, Ascomycota, Leotiomycetes, Helotiales, Sclerotiniaceae. The coding region runs from base 1 to 3669 and encodes 1222 amino acids. The record is from RefSeq and is a predicted model, not a curated record. The transcript has 3 exons.